AUAAGAUUUCUAUAUAUUGCUGGCCAAAGACUAUCACGAUCGAUAUGCUCGUUGUUGUAAUAGGAGCUAGUGGCUUUCUCGGUCAGCACGUUCUUGAGCUACUGCAUAGUAGAUGGACCGCUGAGGAUGAUGUUAUUCGAGCUUUUGAUCUGAAACCGUUCCGCAAACGGCUAGAUUACGACGAACGACUUCGUAUGGAAAUAAUUGUCGGUUCAGUAUGUAGUUUCAUUGAUGUAAGAACAGCCGUCCAGGGAGCUGAUGUUGUCUUCCACUUGGCUAGCGUCAUUAGUUACGGAACGAGUCCGGAUUAUGAAGCUAUGCGUGGCGUGAAUAUCGAGGGCACGAAAAAUGUUAUCAACGCUUGCAAAGAGGCUGGAGUGAAAAAACUAAUUUAUACAAGUUCCAUUAACGUUGUACUACAUGAUGGAGGCGACAUCGUAGACGGAGACGAAUCUUUGCCAACACCACCAUCGUCUUUUAUCUUCCCUGGUUAUGGACACACAAAAAGUGAAGCGGAAAGACUCGUCUUAAAUGCCAAUGACAAAUCUUUAAGGACUCUUUCCCUCAGGCUUACCCCUAUGUACGGUGAGGGCGAUUAUCAGGUCAUACCACAGGCAAUUAAGCCCGUUUUGGGUUACGUUGUCCAGCCCUCAGUGCCAGAAGAGAGCAAGUGCCAGUAUACAUAUGUAGGAAAUGCGGCCUGGGCCCACCUGGUUGCCCACCAGAGUCUUGAUAAGGACGGCGAAAAAGCCGCAGGGGAGGCGUACUUUGUCUUGGACGAUACGCCGCUUUCAAACACUAAUCGCUUCUUUCAGCACUUCAUUCGCGAGAUGUCGCUUCGAAUUUGCCCCUUUCAAAUUCCUAUGGGAAUUUUGUAUGUUUUCACUUUAUUUUUGCAAUUAAUUACAUUGUGUUUUUCACCUUUCGUCCGAAUUAAUCUUACCCCAUCACCUAAUAUGUUAAAAGCAAUUAGCAGAGUGCUAACAUUCACCGACAGAAAAGCCCAAAAAGUCCUUGGUUAUAAACCUUUGUAUACAUUUGAAGAAAGUUUAAGACGUUCUGAGAAUGGCGAAGAAUUAAGGAGUUUAUUCGAAGAUGAUAAAGUCCUGAAGUGUUUAUCGAAAAAUAAAUUAAUACACAACAAAGCAUCAAUAAGCAGCAGUGGAAUAGUUUGCGUAUUUGUUGUUGCAUUCGAUACAAAAGCCGGGAACAUUAUAGAAUGGCAAGAACCUAAUGAUAUUGAUUUGAAAGGCAUCGAAUUUAAAGCAUUGUGUAGCGGAGCUCAUACCCUAAAGACAGACUUUGUUUACUUUCGACACGGUAAUUUUUUCGGCUUAGCCUGUUUUGAAAAGUUAUCUGUGUCUAAUGAACUGGAACGUGGUGCUAGAAUGAAAAGCGUUGGAAUCCUAUCAGCAAAUUACAAUUCACUAUACGAACAUUUACCAUUUCUAACCGAGCAAGUUAGCUUCGCUCUUACUCUACCGUCUUCUUAUGAUGCUUUGGAAAAGUUCUAUCACGAGAGGAAAUGUGUAAUAGAAAAUGAGGAAAUCAACGGUUUAGCUAUAGAAGUGGUUAGCCACCCGAGCAAUUGUGUUGAAAUGUUUAUAAAAUUCUUUGCUGAAAAACUAUUUGUUAUAUGGAAAUUUGCCUUAUUACAAAAAAGAAUACUUUUCUUUUCACCACCGCCAAUUGGAGAUGUUUGCUACAGAGGUACUACUGAAAAGAUAUUUGAAUUAAAGAGUGAAUUAUACGAUUUAUACGUUGACAAUCAAAACAUCAGAACAAGUUCUCAUUCAUUGUCUGACAUUGCAAAACCAACUCCCGCAGAUACUAUGAGAUUAAACCAGCUAUAUGAAGCUAGAAACGGAUUGAUUGAUGAAAACCAAAGUGAAAUGGACAUAUUCACUAAUUUCUUCACUAAAUGUAACAAUAAGAUACUCCAUACAUUACUAAACUUGGCUAAUUCUGAAGAGAAAAGUAUCACGGCUGACCAUAUUACCUCAAUGGGCUUACAUCCCCAGGGCGACCGUUCCUUUCUUAUGGAAUUAAUUGAGACUUACGGAGUCGACGUGGUAUUAAUAGCCGAUAAUCCUUGUUGCCCAACUUAA
This is a messenger RNA of Dimorphilus gyrociliatus, 2108 nucleotides long. The record is from the annotation of a GenBank genome assembly. NCBI's taxonomy places the organism in Eukaryota, Metazoa, Annelida, Polychaeta, Dinophilidae.